ACUUUGAACAGGUUGCAGGACACAUUGAACUUGAAGACCUUUUACAAUAUCAUCUGGGGAGUGAAGUAAUCUGGUCCUGACCUUCCUUCAAACCCUGGAUGAAAUCCUACAUCUGACCUCUGUGGAAUGAAAUGCUACUGGGAGAUUCUUGUGGGAACUUGACUGCGAGCUGCUGAUACAGUGGCCUGGAGCAGAGCUUUUACAUUCAAAUUAACUUGAAAGGACUGGGAUAACCCUUGACGUGUUGCACUUUGUUAACUCUUCGGUGUAGUGCUGUACAGAAGUUGAAAUGGGACGCAGGAAAUCGAAGAGAAAGCCUCCUACCAAGAAGAAAGUGCUUGGGACUCUGGAAACACAGUUCACGUGUCCAUUCUGUAACCAUGAAAAAUCGUGUGAUGUUAAAAUGGACCGUGCGCGGAAUACGGGGAUCAUAUCCUGCACCGUAUGUUUAGAAGAAUUCCAAACUCCAAUAACAUAUCUGUCGGAACCGGUGGAUGUUUACAGUGAUUGGAUUGAUGCCUGUGAAGCAGCAAACCAGUAGUUUAGGAUCAAGUCACUUACAUUUUUAUUUCGAGGUGUUUUCCAGAUUUCUUUUUUGCUGACUGUAUAUAAUUUGAGUUCUUCUGUAAACCUUUGGACUGUUUCCAGGCUGUGUUAUUAAAAAGUUAGAAUUCUUCCA
This is a messenger RNA of Carcharodon carcharias (great white shark), 679 nucleotides long. RefSeq names its product ELF1 homolog, elongation factor 1 (gene elof1). Gene Ontology annotation, biological process: transcription elongation by RNA polymerase II. The transcript is spliced from 5 exons. Gene Ontology annotation, molecular function: RNA polymerase II complex binding. Lineage: Eukaryota; Metazoa; Chordata; Chondrichthyes; Lamniformes; Lamnidae. Gene Ontology annotation, cellular component: transcription elongation factor complex. The record is from RefSeq and is a predicted model, not a curated record. Bases 290 to 541 code for a protein of 83 amino acids.